AUGCCAGAUGAGUUUAAAAAAGGCUUGAACGCAGAUGGAAAAGAAUGGAGUGUGAAGAAAAGGACGCUAUCAAUGAAGAUGGAUAACAAGGAAGUUAGGAUGAAUCCGCAUUACAAGAGAAACGAGGAGGUGUCAGUGCUGGGCAAAAGUGUUGAAAGUGAAGGAUCAAGUGGACUAUUGAAACAGGCAAUAGAUAGAGGAGAUUUGUCGUACAUAAGUGAGUUUUUAGCAAACAAAAACAGGAAAGAGAUGAUGCAGAGAUUGUCUGGAAGCAGCAAAGAGGCUCUUGGGGUGCUGCUGCUUGAGUUUGUCGACCAACCGCUGCGUAAUGAAGCACUUGAGAUGAUCAGAGAGAUGAUUUCAAGUAUUAAAGAUGUGGGGAUGUUCAUAAAGAAACUGAAGGGUAGAAUGUGUGACUUUUCUAAGCUGAUAUAUCUGAAGGGAAAGAUAGAUUACUUGAGGUUUACUAGCAUGGCUGAGGAUAAUAAAGAUGAGCCUGAGGUAGUUGUUUCAGUAUGA
Messenger RNA from Ordospora colligata OC4, 519 nucleotides. RefSeq lists its product as uncharacterized. NCBI's taxonomy places the organism in Eukaryota, Fungi, Microsporidia, Ordosporidae. The record is from RefSeq and is a predicted model, not a curated record. Bases 1 to 519 code for a protein of 172 amino acids. The transcript has a single exon.